CGUGGACGGCCUUCCCACCAGCAUCUGUGGAGAUGGCUGCGGAUCGACAAGAGAUUCACACUAUUCGGCGUGAGGGCCAUACUUAAGCUCGGGAGACUUUCGAGCCGAGUUGAAUUACGGCGCUCAGCUGUCCAUUACCACUCACCACCAUCACCGCUACACCUGUGAUUGCGAUGCCCGGCCAGCUGUGAGGAAAGAAACAGAAAAACGGUGGAAGCUUCUGACCGUGAUCGACAUACGAAUGUAGUCGCCUAUUCCUCCAGCAGGCGUGAGGGCUCCUGUUAGCGACAGUACUCCAUCGUUGAGAGCUGGAUAAGGUCUCUUCAAGCGGCAAACCUUAACUCAUACCAUGCAGCAGCCCCGUGAGGUCCAGUUCCAGAUGCCGUGGGGACAUCUCGCUGGCCAAGAAUGGGGUGACCCGAAGUCUCGGAGAAAAGUGCUCGCGAUACAUGGCUGGAUGGAUAAUUCGAACUCCUUCUCCAAGCUAUGCCCCCUUCUACCGUCAGAUUUACACAUCAUCGCGAUAGACUUGAGCGGACACGGACUUUCCAGCCAUCGUCCCUAUGGAAGUGUGUAUACGGUCCUCGAGUUCGCCAUCGACAUGAAACGAUUAGCCGAUGUCUUGGGAUGGGGCGGCUUCGCGAUCCUCGCUCAUUCGAUGGGAGCCAUGACGGCGUUUUUACUCGCCGGGCUUUUCCCUGAGAUGGUUACGCAUAUAGUAUCGCUGGACAUGCUCACCAUUCUUUCUUGCAAAAAGACGCUUCUCCCCGAGCUGACUGCAAAAAACAUCCAUGACUUCCUAGCGUUCGAGAAGAAGCACAGCCAGGCCCCAGUUUACAAAAAUUUCGAUGAGGUCGUAGACAGGAGGAUGUACGUUACACCGCAUUCCCUCUCUCGCCAGAGUGCGGAAAUCAUAAUGCGUAGAGCCACAAUGGAUUAUCAAGGAGGCGUGGUUCUAAGAACGGAUCCACGUUUGAAAUUUAUCAGAAUAUUGAAUUACGACUAUGAAGCUCAGGAACAGAUUUUGAAACGCUACAAGGGGAAACUUCUCGUGAUUCUGGCGAAGCACGAGGAGAACAGGCGCCUAGACGGCAUUCCGUACGAAUCUUUCGUAAACACAUACAAGGAAAACUGCGAGGAUUUCAAUCUCCUCCAGGUCAAGGGCACUCAUACUGUCCAUCUCGAUGAGCCGGAGAAAGUCGCGGGUAGCAUCAUCGAGUUCUUGGCGACCUACGAAGGAGCCGCUGAGCUCACUGACAAAGCCCCCGACUCGAGACUUUGAUCACAAGCUAAUCUACUUCAGAGCAAUGUAUGGAUGAGCGCGCAUUAGUCCUACGGUGUCCGAGGAAUCUGUCUCGAGUCCGGGUCUACUGGCGAACCAGAGCGGGUAUUGAUGCCGAUCGCUUUCAUAAUGAAGGGAAUACGUCCGUCAAUUAAUGUGAUAAUUCAUAUUCAAAAUGAGUGACCGCUAAAUGAGUAUGGCAGGCGGCAUAAAUGACGUUUAGGACGAGCCAUUAUUAAAGUUGUACUGAUGUUAACCUAGUUCCGAGGCUCUUCACCCAUAUAUAAUAAUCUGAGUGGAGGCUCGGCCGAAGAAAUACUACCCAAAUGUUUCGAUUGGAGGGAAUUAUCUCGAUUCCCGUCAUUGUUUUGAAGAUAAUUGAACUAUAUAAACUAUGGACAUGGUGAUGUGAACAAUAAACAAAACCAUCAACCC
Molecule: messenger RNA, 1717 nt
Organism: Galendromus occidentalis (western predatory mite)
Lineage: Eukaryota; Metazoa; Arthropoda; Arachnida; Mesostigmata; Phytoseiidae
Product: serine hydrolase-like protein
Exons: 5
Coding region: 350-1282 (310 amino acids)
Cellular component (GO): membrane
Source: RefSeq, a predicted model, not a curated record